AUGGCUCGUCGGAAGGUCUCGUCGGUUCCUGACGGCUACGUCGAGGACCUGUCGAAAGGCAAGAUGCUACGCUUCGAAGACUCCCUCCCCCGCCUCCCGGUGCCCUCGCUCGAAGAGACCGCACGUCGGUACCUGAAGUCAGUGCAUCCCCUGGUCUCCGCGAGUGAGUUCGAACGCACGAAAAGAGCCGUCGAGGCCUUUGUCCGACCGGGCGGCGAGGGCGAGCCGCUCCAGGAGCGGCUGUUGGCACGCGCGGCGGACCCCAGCUGCAAGAACUGGCUGACCGAGUGGUGGAACAAUGCGGCGUAUCUGGCCUACCGCGACCCGGUCGUGCCCUACGUGUCGUACUUCUACUCGUAUCGCGACGACCGCACGCGCCGGGACCCGGCCCAGCGCGCCGCGGCCAUCACCAGCGCGGCGCUCGAGUUCAAGCGCCAGGUCGACGCCGGCUCGCUUGAACCGGAGUACAUGCGUGGCUUGCCCAUGGCCAUGAGCUCCUACCAGUACAUGUUCCAUUGCUGCCGCAUUCCCGCCGAGGGGGCCGACUACCCGCAGAAAUACCCCGUCCAGGGCAACGAGCACCUGGUUGUCGUGCGCAAGAACCAAUUCUUCAAGGUGCCCCUGCAGCUCGACGGGCAGCAACUCAGCCCCGCGGAGUUUCAAGCGCAGUUCGAACGCAUCUACCAGCUUGCCCAACAACACGCCGCCCCGGCGCCCGUGGGGGUGCUCACGGCCGCCAACCGCGACCACUGGACUGCCGCCAGGGAGAAGCUGCUGGCCGCGGACCGGGAUCACAACGGCGGCAUCCUGCGCGACAUCGAGUCCGCGGCGUUUGUCGUGUGUCUGGACGACGCCGCGCCCGUCACGCUCGAAGAGCGCGCCCACCAGUACUGGCACGGCGACGGCUGCAACCGCUGGUUCGACAAGCCGCUGCAGUUCAUCGUGAACAACAACGGCUCCGCGGGCUUCAUGGGCGAGCACAGCAUGAUGGACGGCACGCCGACGCACCGGCUGAACGACUACGUCAAUGCUUUCAUUGCACAGGGGAAGAUCGAAAGCAGCAGCAGUAGUAGUAAUAGCAGUGGCGAGGCGGGAUCCGUCCGCUCCCACCUGCCGGAACCGCAGGCGCUGAGCUUCCAUCUCGACGAGCCCGUGCUCGAGGCCAUCGACGCGGCGGCGCAGUUCCACCGCAAGGAGAUCGCAGCGCACGAGCUGCGCGUGCAAGCCUUCCAGGGCUACGGCAAGGGCCUGAUCAAGAAGUUCAAAUGCAGCCCGGACGCAUACGUGCAGAUGGUGAUCCAGCUGGCGUAUUUCAAGAUGUACGGCGUCUCCCGGCCGACGUACGAGUCGGCCGCGACGCGCAAGUUCCAAGAGGGCCGCACGGAGACCACCCGCUCCGUUUCAGACGAGAGCGUCGCCUUCUGCCGCGCCCACCAUGAUCCCAGCGUGGCCCGCGAGGAGGUCGUGCGCUUGUUCCGCGCCGCCCUCGCCGCCCACUCCAAAUACAUCACGGACGCGAGCGACGGCCGCGGCGUCGACAGACACCUGUUUGGACUUAAGAAACUCCUCCGCCCAGGCGAGCAGAUCCCCCUGCUUUACCAGGACCCGGCCUUUGCGUAUUCCGGUUCCUGGUACUUGUCUACCUCCCAGCUUAGCUCCGAGUAUUUCAACGGCUACGGUUGGAGCCAGGUCAUCGAUGAUGGAUUUGGUAUCGCCUACAUGAUUAAUGAGAAUAGUCUCAACUUUAAUAUUGUUUCAAAGCGUAAAGGCUCGGAGCGGAUGAGCUACUACAUCAACGAAGCUGCCUGUGAGCUGCGCGAUGUCCUUAUGCCUGACCUGGUCGCUCAGGCGGAGAAGCCGAAACUCUAG
Messenger RNA from Penicilliopsis zonata CBS 506.65, 1869 nucleotides. RefSeq lists its product as hypothetical. Gene Ontology annotation, cellular component: peroxisome; mitochondrion. The record is from RefSeq and is a predicted model, not a curated record. Gene Ontology annotation, molecular function: carnitine O-acetyltransferase activity. Bases 1 to 1869 code for a protein of 622 amino acids. Lineage: Eukaryota; Fungi; Ascomycota; Eurotiomycetes; Eurotiales; Aspergillaceae. The transcript is spliced from 3 exons. Gene Ontology annotation, biological process: carnitine metabolic process.